CACCUGCGACUUGCUUGUUUACUGAAGAAUGCGUGCCGCAGGAAGGACAUCCAUAUACGACCUUCUUGUUGCCAAAUUUGGGUAUACGCCUCCAAGCUGACUGCACAUGCACGAUGCGGGAAAGUCCUGCGUACUCAUAAAAACCGCCGUUUGUGAAGGUAGACCGCUACCAUGACUCGAUUGUCAGAUUCGGAUACUGUUGGUAUUGUCGUUUCUGCGAUGUAUGGAAAGUAUUUAAAUGAUUUAUCAGUCGCCAGCCCACUACAUGUCGAACAAUAUUCGGGUGCUCAUCAACCUAAUGAACCACGAGCACAUUCACAUAAACUCACACCCUUUCUGAACAUCAUCGGGCCCAGUCUUCGACAAGAUGAGUGCUCAAUAUCUCACUACUGAUGGCGGUAAACUCGCGUACGAAAUUGCAGGAAGCGGACCGCUUGUUCUCUGCGCUCCUGCAAUGGGCGAUCUACGAAAUGCCUAUGCACCUCUUUCAGCGCAGCUCGUCAGCGCUGGUUACACAGUCGUGACCAUCGAUCCUCGAGGACACGGCGACAGCUCCACCGACUUUCUACACUACGGCGACGAGGCAUCAGCGGACGAUUUCGUCACAUUAGUCGAGACGCUCAACAAGGGACCAGCGAUCUUGAUCGGCGCAUCAUUUUCUGCGGCGAGUGCUACAAUCGCUGCUGCUCGCCGACCAGGACUGAUCAAGGGCGUGGUGCUCCUCGGACCUUUCCUGCGUCUACCCAUGGGAGUCUUUGGCAUUUACUUCAUGAAAGGCCUGAUUGCAAAGCCGUGGGGACCCAGCGUGUGGAAAAUGUACAGCAAGUCGCUCUGGCCUGGUCUGGGCGCCGAGGGUGCAUCGCAGCGCGCCGACGAGACUUCCAAAGCUCUUGCGCGUCCAGGACGCUGGGCAGCGUUCCAGGCGACCGUCUCGGGAGCCGAUCAUCGCGUCGUCGAGCCUUAUCUAGCCAAGGUGAAAGGCAUUCCUGCGCUGGUAGUCAUGGGAGGGAAGGAUCCGGACUUUACUAAGCCCGCCGACGAAGCACAAUGGGUCGGGUCAAAUUUCAGCCAUGCGAAGGUCGUGACACUUCCCGGUGUGGGACAUGCGCCGCAUCUCGAGCGCCCGGAGGAUGUUGCUCGAGAUGUGCUCGCUUUCGUCUCUGAAUUGAAAGACUAGAGCGCCAUAUGAGCUCAAGAAGUAUCUUGGGACAGUAUCUCGGGACAUACACAUGGAUGCUGCGAAUUGAUUGGCCUGGUGGUUGUGCCCAGAAGUGUCGAUUACCUCUUCUUAUAACACGUCGUCAAUAGUCUGGAGUUUAGCAAGGUAUACGGCCUGCCGUGAAUUCAGCAGUAAUGUACUUCAACUUUCGUGGUCCGUUGUCUGGGCAAAGAAUGUCAAGG
Molecule: messenger RNA, 1401 nt
Organism: Dissoconium aciculare CBS 342.82
Lineage: Eukaryota; Fungi; Ascomycota; Dothideomycetes; Mycosphaerellales; Dissoconiaceae
Product: putative alpha/beta hydrolase superfamily protein
Exons: 1
Coding region: 368-1177 (269 amino acids)
Molecular function (GO): catalytic activity
Source: RefSeq, a predicted model, not a curated record